This is a messenger RNA of Cicer arietinum (chickpea), 733 nucleotides long. RefSeq lists its product as uncharacterized. The record is from RefSeq and is a predicted model, not a curated record. Lineage: Eukaryota; Viridiplantae; Streptophyta; Magnoliopsida; Fabales; Fabaceae.
AUUAUUUAAUUUGUGUCUUAAAAUAGGGGAUGUAAGAGUAAGAAGUGGUAAGAGAAAGAGGUCGCAUAGAAGGGGGGAACGCAAAGAACAGAGUCAGCGUCGUUGCAUUUGCAAUCAUUAAUCAUACUUAAUUAUUAUUACAAGUGAACGACGCCGUUGCAUUCCCAUGGCAGAGGAUGGAAAGCCCGAUGCUCAGCUCUUUCAGCUUCUCUCCAAUCUUCUCCUUGAGGUAGAAGCACUGACAAAUCAAGAAGAAGUUGAACUGCGUUCCAAAAUUGAAACUCUUGGACUAGAGGUCACAAAAGUUCCUUCAAAGUCGACGAAACAACUUGACGAGUUGGAAAUAGCUAAGGAGUUGGAUAGAUUAUCAGCAAAAUUGGAUGAUGUUGAUGAGAUGAUAUCAUCCACCAUGGCUGCAGAUCCUCAGGUGCAAUCUCUAUUAAGUUCUACAGCUGACCUGUGGAUGCCAGUCAUCACUGCUACAUCUGAGGAAAGGCGUAAUUUUACAGCGUCUCCUGGAGACAACACCACCCAAACGGAUGCAGAAAACUCUAAAUAAAUUUCCUAUUUUCUUGUUGAAUAUGGAUACAAUGUUAGUGCUUUGUAUUAUAUCUAAUAAACUGACAUGCAUAAAGAAAGUGUCUCACUAUACUGUUCUUUUUCUGACAUGGGAAUCAAUAUUAAAAAUUGUCAAAGAUAAAAAGGAGGAUCUAUCUUCUACUUAGUAGCUGUU